Messenger RNA from Pseudoliparis swirei, 4211 nucleotides. RefSeq names its product structural maintenance of chromosomes 4 (gene smc4). The record is from RefSeq and is a predicted model, not a curated record. Gene Ontology annotation, molecular function: ATP hydrolysis activity; protein binding; ATP binding. Lineage: Eukaryota; Metazoa; Chordata; Actinopteri; Perciformes; Liparidae. Gene Ontology annotation, biological process: mitotic chromosome condensation. The transcript is spliced from 24 exons. Gene Ontology annotation, cellular component: chromosome. Bases 213 to 4082 code for a protein of 1289 amino acids.
GUUUAGGCGCCAUUUACAAGUUGGAGUUUUCAACCAAGACAGCGACGCGGAAUCACACGGGGCUACAUUUUGUGGAUUAUAUUAGCCAAAUCUUGGAUUAACGAAUACUUUUUUUCGAAAUCGCAAAUUGGAGCAUAACGAACGACUCUCGACAGACUGCCUAUAUUGUGGAAGGUAGAUUGAAAUAACAUUUUAGACCUAAAUUUCAAAUCAUGCCAUCUAAAACUGCAAAGGGCUCAACCGCCAAGCCCAAAGAGAAAGGGUCGCAGCCCCGGGAUGACUCCGGGGACGAGCUGGAUGAACCCCCCCAAGAAACCAACUCCAAUGGCCAAGAGGAGGCACCGCCGAAAACUGAUGCAGUGGUUGAUAAUCGAAGUUUGGAGGAGAUUCUCGGUAGCAUCCCUCCACCCCCGCCCCCAGCAAUGACCAAUGAGCCCGGUGCUCCUCGUCUGAUGAUAACACAUUUAGUCAAUCGCAAUUUUAAAUCGUAUGCAGGCGAGCAGAUUCUGGGGCCUUUCCACAAGCGCUUUUCAUGCAUCAUUGGUCCAAAUGGGAGUGGGAAGUCCAAUGUGAUAGAUUCAAUGCUCUUUGUGUUUGGAUACCGAGCUCAAAAGAUCAGAUCCAAAAAGCUCUCGGUGCUGAUUCACAGCUCUGAUAAACAUAAGGAUGUGCAAAGCUGUACUGUGGAGGUGCAUUUUCAAAAGAUUAUUGAUAAGGAAGGAGAUGACUACGAAGUCAUCCCAAACAGCAAGUUCUACGUUUCCAGGACUGCAAACAAGGAUAAUUCUUCAUCCUACUAUAUCAAUGGCAAUAAAGCCAAAUUCAAAGAAGUGGGGGCUUUACUCCGAAGCCAUGGCAUUGACCUCGACCACAACAGAUUUCUGAUCUUACAGGGCGAGGUGGAGCAGAUUGCCAUGAUGAAGCCCAAAGGUCACACGGAGCAUGACGAGGGCAUGCUGGAGUACCUGGAGGACAUCAUCGGCUGCUGCCGCCUCAAGGAGCCGAUCCUCAACAUGGCGCGCCGCAUCGAGCUCCUCAAUGAGCAGCGGGGCGAGAAGCUAAACCGAGUAAAGCAUGUGGAAAAGGAGAAGAAUUCUUUGGAGGGCGAAAGGAACAAAGCUGUGGAGUUCCUCACCCUGGAAAAUGACAUCUUCAAACACAAGAGUCGACUCUGCCAAUAUUAUGUUCAGGAUCUGCAGAAGCGUGUUGUCGAUAAAGAGCAGGAGAAGCAGAAGAUCUUGGAGGACACCAAAGAACUCACUGAGAAAACUGCCAAGAUAUCACAAGAGACGGAGAAAAUGAACCAAGAGAUCAGAGAUGUGGAGAAAAAACAAAAUAAGCUCAACAAGUACAUCGAGGCCCAGAAGGAGAAGUUCACCCAGCUGGACCUGCAGGACGUAGAAGUGCGAGAGAAGAUUAAGCAUUCCAAGAGCAAGAGCAAGAAACUGCAGAAGCAGCUGGAAAAGGACAAAGAGAAGCUGGAGGAGGUGCGCGGCGUGCCAGCCAGCAGUGAGAAGGCCAUCUCUGAGGCGACAGCUUGCAAGGAAGAGCUGGAGAAGCAGAAGGUGAAGCAGGAGAAGAAGCUUGAGGAGGUGAUGGAGAGUCUGAAGGAAGAGACCAGCGGCUUGCAGCAGGACAAAGAGACCAAAGAGAAGGAGCUGAUGGAGCUCAGCAAGGCCGUGAACGAGACCCGGUCUCGUACGGACUUGGCUCAGUCGGAGCUGGACAUCUACCUGAGCCGCCACAACACGGCUCUGACGCAGCUCAACACGGCCAAGCAGACGCUUCAGACGACGUCCGACACGCUGCGUGAGCGCCGCGCGGCCAUCAAAGACCUGGAAGUCAAAAUACCCCAGAAUGCACAGGAGCUCAAAAAGGAUGAAGGAGCCCUGGAGCAGCUGACGAAGACGGACAGUGAGACUCGGGAAGUGGUGAGGGAAAUGAGGCAGAAGGUGGAUGAAGCCAAAAGCUCUCGGUCCUCCAACCGCAGUCGAGGAAGGGUCCUGGACGCCCUCAUGCAGCAGAAGACGAGUGGCAGAAUCCCGGGCAUCUUUGGAAGAUUGGGAGACCUUGGAGCCAUCGAUGAGAUGUAUGACGUGGCCAUUUCCUCUUGUUGUGGCGCCCUGGACAACAUCGUCGUGGAUACCAUUGACACAGCCCAGAAAUGUGUCAUGUUCCUCAAAGAGCAAAACGUUGGCUUCGCCACCUUCAUUGGUCUUGACAAGAUGACGGUGUGGGAGAGUAACAUGGCUCCCAUUCGCACUCCAGAGAACAGCCCUCGUCUCUUCGACAUGGUGCGUGUGAAGGAUGAGGGCUUGCGACCAGUUUUCUACUUUGCCCUAAGGGACACGUUGGUGGCCCAGGACAUGGAGCAGGCCACAAGGAUGGCCUUCCAAAAAGACAGGCGCUGGAGAGUGGUCACCCUGAAGGGUCAGAUCAUCGAGAUGGCCGGAACCAUGACUGGAGGAGGAAGAGCAAUGAAGGGCAGAAUGGGCUCCUCGAUUGGUCCCGAGGUCUCCCAGGAGGAGCUUGACCGUAUGGAGAGCACGCUGAAUGAGAAAGUGUCGAAGCUGCAGGACUACCAGCAGAAGAAGUUGCAGCUGGAAGAGAAUGUCCAGGGCCUGCGGCCACAGCUCCGGGAUAUGAAGAACACCCUGGAAAAAUACGCCAACAGCUUGACCAGUCUCGCUGAUCAGGAGGCUCACUUGAAGCGUCAGAUCAAGGAGCUCGAGGCCAACGUGCUGGCGGCGGCCCCCGACAAGGCCAAGCAGAAACAGAAGGAGGAGAGUCUGAAUGAAUUCAAGAAAGACUAUGACGCCGCCUCCAGCCGGGCGGGGAAGGUGGAGGAUGAGGUGAAGCGGCUCCACAACCUGAUCGUCGACAUCAACAGCCACAAGCUAAAGGCUCAGCAGGACAAGCUCGAUAAGGUCAACAAGGAGCUGGACGACUGCUCCUCCGCCAUAACCAAGGCCAACGUGGCCAUAAAGACGGCCGACCGCAACCUGAAGAAGUGUGAGGAGAGCGUGGGCCGUGUGCAGACGGAGCAGGAGGAGAACGAGAAGGCCAUGGCGGAGCUCACCGAGCAACUGAAGAAACUGGAAGAUGAGGCCGGGGAGGUCAUGAAGGCCUGUCAGGAGGCUGAGGCCGCGCUGCCUGAGGUGCAGGAGCAGUACCAGGGGGUGUUGAAGGAGAUAAAGGUCCUGCGGCAGCAGGAGCACGCCAUGCAGGAGGAGUCCCUCGGCGUCCGGCUGCGCAUCGAACAGAUCGAGACGACCCUCGCGGAGCACAACAACAAAAUCAAACACUGGCAGAAAGAGGCCACCAAGCUGUCCCUUCAUUCUAUUGAUGGAGAGCCAGCCGAGCAACUCCCCGUACUUACGGCCGCUGACCUCGAAGAAAUCUCCAAUCCCAACAUCAUCAUCAACAAGAUGAUCACUUUGGAGACCAAGAGUUCCCAGAUGAAGCCCAACCUCGGGGCCAUUGCUGAGUACAAGAAGAAGGAGGAGCUGUACCUGCAGCGCGUGGCUCAGCUGGACGAGAUCACGACAGAGAGGGACCAGUUCAAACGUGGCUACGAGGACCUGCGCAAGCAGCGCCUGAACGAGUUCAUGACCGGAUUCAACAUGAUCACCAACAAGCUGAAGGAGAACUACCAGAUGCUCACACUGGGUGGCGACGCAGAGCUGGAGCUUGUGGACAGCUUGGACCCCUUCUCAGAGGGCAUCAUGUUCAGUGUGCGUCCUCCAAAGAAGAGCUGGAAGAAGAUCUUCAACCUGUCGGGAGGGGAGAAGACCCUGAGCUCCUUGGCCUUGGUGUUCGCUCUGCACCACUACAAACCCACCCCGCUCUACUUCAUGGACGAGAUAGACGCUGCCCUGGACUUCAAGAACGUCUCCAUUGUGGCCUGUUACAUUUAUGAGCAAACAAAGAACGCUCAGUUCAUCAUCAUCUCCCUGAGGAACAACAUGUUUGAGAUCGCUGAUCGUCUCAUCGGCAUCUACAAGACUCACAACACCACCAAGAGCGUGGGAAUCAACCCCAAGACCAUCGUGUUCAAAGAGCACGGCGCCGUCACGGCGUGAACCCCUUCGCUACACACACACACCAUGUACAUAUUCGUUCUCUUAAUCUUGUCCUUCAUUAUGAAAUGCUGCUAUUCUUUGUAACUGUACUUUUACGAGAGAAGUAACCAAUAAAAUACUUUCUGGCUA